AUGUCAUCCCCGCCUAAAGUUCUGAAGGUUGGUGUUGUGGGCAUUGGCCGAAUGGGUCAACGUCAUGCUCUCAAUGUUCUUCGUUUAGUACCUGGAGCAAAGCUGAUUUGUGCCUGUUCUCCUGCACAAGCCGAUCUCGAUUGGGCAUCUAUCAAUCUUGAACCAUAUGGAGUCAAGGUGUAUCAAACGUUUGAGGAGAUGAUUGAGACUCCCGGUCUGGAAGCCGUCAUCAUCUCCUCCAUCACGGAAUUGCAUAUGCCACAGACACUCGCCGCGUUCGAAAAGGGAAUUCAUGUUCUGUGCGAAAAACCCAUCUGCAACUCUCUUUCAGAGUUGGAAGCGCUAUGCGAGCGUGUGGAAGCGAAACCAGAGACGAAAGUAAUGGUGGCGUUUGUCCGCCGCUUUGAUGAUAGUUACCAAGAUGCCUACGCAAAUGUCAAGUCAGGCACUAUCGGGAAACCGUUUGUUUUCAGGUCUCAUGGCGCCGAGAAGCUCGACCAGAGCCCUUUUUUUCAUCAAUACCUCGCCAAGUCGGGCGGCAUCUACUUUGAUUCCGCCAUCCAUGAUAUCGACCUCGCCUUGAUGUUCCUGGGCGAGGAUUCUGUUCCUAAAUCUGUCUCGGCGAUCGGCACUGCUGAAUUCUUCCCAGACCUGAAGAAAACAGGGGAUGCAGAUAACGCAAUUGGAGUGUGCGAGUUUUGGGACGGAAAGAUGGCUCACUUUUACCAUUCGAGAAGUUCAGCCGUCGGUUAUGACAACGUCACCGAGAUUUUUGGAACCGCUGGUAAACUGACGGUGAACGCCACGCCAAGGAGAAACCGUGUGGAAAUCUGUGACAGUGAUGGUGUUGUGAAGGUCGAACCCACAGCGUCCUGGUAUGAGAGAUACAUGUCUGCGUUUGUUGUCGAGGCAAACGCAUUCGUGGACGCGAUUUUAAAUGGCCAAGAGAUGCCUAUCCCUUUGAGGUCUGCAAUAACGUCCCUUCGCAUAGCGGGAGGCUUGCAAGAAAGCUUGCGAAGUGGUCAAAAAGUCCACUUCAAUCGGCAAGGUCUGGUCGUUGGGCCGAAUGCACAGCUCUAA
Messenger RNA from Colletotrichum truncatum, 1080 nucleotides. Its product is annotated as nad binding rossmann fold-containing protein. Gene Ontology annotation, molecular function: nucleotide binding; oxidoreductase activity. Gene Ontology annotation, cellular component: cytoplasm. NCBI's taxonomy places the organism in Eukaryota, Fungi, Ascomycota, Sordariomycetes, Glomerellales, Glomerellaceae. Gene Ontology annotation, biological process: NADPH regeneration. The record is from RefSeq and is a predicted model, not a curated record.